AUGGCCCUCAAGUCGCCUCUGAUCAUCAGCACCGAAGUCCCCAAGAUCCGCGAGUUGUCGCCGAGGAUAAUCCCGCUGAACGAGGACAUCACCACCGUGUCACAAAACGAGAGGGGCGAUGCAGUGUGGUAUCUUCCGGGGCUUUCAACCGAGGGAGCAGUGCAGGUCUGGGAGGGCGGAGGCGGUCGAGUCGGGAACGUUUCGGCAUGUUGUUCUGGUCCUGGACUAUGGGCAGAACGCUGA
Colletotrichum higginsianum IMI 349063 is the source of this 243-nucleotide messenger RNA. RefSeq names its product Alpha-galactosidase. The transcript has a single exon. The record is from RefSeq and is a predicted model, not a curated record. The coding region runs from base 1 to 243 and encodes 80 amino acids. NCBI's taxonomy places the organism in Eukaryota, Fungi, Ascomycota, Sordariomycetes, Glomerellales, Glomerellaceae.